AUGGAGUCUGGCUGCCAGCUUUGGCUGUGGGCAUUAUUUGUGCUCCUGGCUGCCCCACGGCCACUGUGUGCCCAGCGAGCCUGUCCCCAUGGCGCCUGCUACCCCCCUGCCGCUGACCUGCUGCUGGGACGAGCCCACCGCCUCCGCGCCUCCUCCACCUGUGGCCUCACCAAGCCUGAGACCUACUGCACGCCCCACGGAGAGUGGAGCAUGCGGUGCUGCCCCUCCGGGCGGCCGCACGCCUACAACGGCCACCGCGUGGAGAGCGUCCUGUCCCCCGCCGGGCACGCGCGCUGGUGGCAGUCCCAGAACGGUGUUGAACACGUCUCUCUGCAGCUGGACCUGGACCAGGCCUUCCAGCUCAGCAGCAUCCUGCUUCACUUCAGGUCACCACUGCCCGCUGCGAUGCUAAUUGAGCGCUCCACCGACUUCGGCAGGACCUGGCAGCCGUACCCGUACCCGGCCAGGCCCGCCCAGCCGUACCAGUACCUGGCCUCCGACUGCACCGCCGCCUUCCCCCGCAUCCCCCGCGGCUCCCCCGAGGGCUGGCAGGACGCUCGGUGCCAGGCGCUGCAGGGGUACCCUUUGCACGGGGGCAAGGUGAAAUUCAGCAUCCAGGACCUGGCGUCUACCAUCACUACCUCUUACAGCCAGACCGUCGAUAAGCUGGGGCAGUUCACCAACCUGCGGAUCAACUUCACCGAGCUGCCCCACAUCCCACGCCAGGGCUACCACUCGCCCAGCACCUUCUACGCCCUGACCGAGAUGCGAGUGUUGGGGAGCUGCUUCUGCCACGGACACAGUGACCGCUGUGCCCCUUCAGGAGAUCUGCAGACCACGGUCCAUGGGCACUGCGUGUGCCAGCACAACACGGCCGGGCCCAACUGUGACCGCUGCGCCGCCCUCUACAACGACCAGCCAUGGGCGCCCGCGGAGGACGACGACCCCCACGAGUGCCAGAGGUGCGACUGCAACGGUCACUCGGCGUCGUGCCACUUCGACCCAGAGCUGUACCGCGCCAGUGGAGGGGUGAGCGGGGGCGUCUGUGACGACUGCCAGCACAACACCGAAGGCACCAAUUGUGAGCGCUGCAAAACCAACUAUUUUCGCAACCAGCAACAAGAUCUCACCCAUCCCGAGGCCUGUUUGCCCUGUGAGUGCGACCCGGACGGCACCGUGCCGGGCUCCGUCUGCGAUGCACUGACAGGGCGCUGUGUCUGCAAGGAGAACGUGCAGGGCGACCGCUGCCACCUCUGCAAACCCGGCUUCGCCCAGCUGGCGCACGCCAACCCCACGGGGUGCCGCAGAUGCACCUGCAAUGUGCUGGGAUCGCGGCAGGACAUGCCCUGCAAUGACGAGACCGGGAGGUGCUUCUGCCUGCCCAACGUGGUGGGCACCGAGUGUGACCAGUGUGCAGCCGAGCACUGGGACAUGGGCAGCGGCCGGGGGUGUCGGCCCUGCAGCUGUGCCCCCCGCGGCUCCCGCAGCCCCCACUGCAACCAGUUCACAGGGCAGUGUCCGUGCAGGGAAGGCUUCACGGGACAGACGUGCUCUGCCGUGCAGGAGCAGGUUUGCUCGGACAGGCACUACGGAGAUGUCCGGGUUGGGUGCACAG
Mesitornis unicolor (brown roatelo) is the source of this 1615-nucleotide messenger RNA. Its product is annotated as laminin subunit beta-3-like. The transcript is spliced from 12 exons. Gene Ontology annotation, molecular function: extracellular matrix structural constituent. Gene Ontology annotation, cellular component: laminin trimer. The annotation marks the transcript as partial. NCBI's taxonomy places the organism in Eukaryota, Metazoa, Chordata, Aves, Mesitornithiformes, Mesitornithidae. The record is from RefSeq and is a predicted model, not a curated record. Gene Ontology annotation, biological process: substrate adhesion-dependent cell spreading; basement membrane assembly; cell migration.